CACCGUUUGCACAUAACGAACGGCAUGUUAGCAACAAUGAAUAGUGCCAAUAAUAACACUAAUAAUACUAAUAAUAAUAGCAAUAACUCGAAUAAUGCAAAUGCAAUAAUGACAACAAGCAGCACAAACAAUAUGAUGAAUACGAUCAAUUAUCAGUUGAAUAAUAACUGCAAGUUGUUAUCGAGACAACACUGUUUUUUGUGUGAUUUACCGAGGUGGCCGUGGGCAAUGUGUAACGAUUUCAUUGAACCUGUGUGUCGUGGAUGUGUCAAUUAUGAGGGUGCUGACAGAAUCGAGAAUGUCAUUGAAAGUGCUCGUCAGAUGAAACGUAUUCAUGGAUUUGCGGUUGGUGAGGUGAUCAAUAAUGUGGCUCUUCGAAAUACAUCUCUAACGCAGAAGGAAGCAUUAUUGCAAACGAAUGCCGGUCGAUACUCGCCCAUAUCAACCCUGAAUCGCAGCACCACUAACAACGCCAUCAUACAAAACUCUCUGCAGCAACACUCCAACCUUGCAAAUGCAACCACAUUACCACUACCUCAACUACCGCAGCUUAAUCAACUCACCGAGGCGCUUGUACAGCAACAACAGCGAUUCAUGAACUUGAGUGCAGUGGCUGCAGUCGCACGAGUAUUCCCAAAUCUAGUGGCGAGCAGUGUGGCGAAUUUGUUACCAGCAAAUGUAUCAGCUGGGAUCGGCUUAUCAAGGAAAAGGGAACAUGACUUGGAGGAUAUCAAAGCUGAUAACAUCUAUAAUAAAGUCCAACGCGGUUAUAUAAUAUUAUGCAAUGCGAGAGGUAAGAAAGAGAAGAUGAAGGUAUAUAAAGGUGAUGCUCAAACCACGUCUGUAUCACCAACGUCCACACACAGCCCCGAUAAUCCAUCAAAUAACAUUAACAACCGAAGAGCUUAUAACAGUAAUUUACAUAGUUAUCGUUUUAGUGGAGAAAGGGUGUUGAAAUGUACGUUGUGUCACGAAAGGCUCGAAGAUACACAUUUCGUGCAGUGUCCGUCCGUAUCAGCACAUAAAUUUUGUUUCCCAUGCUCAAGAGAGAGUAUUAAAAAACAAUCGAAUGCUCAGGAAGUAUACUGUCCAUCUGGAGAUAAAUGCCCAUUGGUGGGUUCGCAAACGCCAUGGGCAUUUAUGCAGAAUGAAAUAGCAACGAUACUGGGUGACGAUUACGAGAAGUACAAGAAGGAUCGCGAGUUGAACCAUGCGAGCAACAGUGCGUCAGAGAUGACCUCUGAACACCUGGCUGUUAAGGAGUUCACCAUACCCAGAAGAGGUGCAAAAGCCCAAAGAAAAGGAGUGAGGAGCAAAGCAUAUUCACUCGAGGAUGUCCCAGUAUCAUCAGAUGAAUUUAAAUCAGUUUAUUCUGCAGUAUUCUUCAAAAAUCUUUCAAUUCAUCAGAAGGAUCGAAAUAUAAAAAUUUCACGAUGUCAAUCAAUUCAUAAUGUCUCAAUUCAGGAGAAGUUCAAAUCAUAUCAGAAACAACUCGAGCAACAAGGCCAACCUUCUGAUGUAUCCUAUUGUUUUGUUCGCAUUGUUGGCCCGAAUAAAGAGAUCGAAUCAAUUGCGAAAUAUGGACUUCGUACGGGUAAUUCAUUCAUUGGUGAUCUCGGCGAUUCACUCAAGGGUGUACAUUUGAACGAAAGUCCAGAUUUAGUGACACCAUGUCAAUUCUACGAGAAAACGCGUAUUCGAAUCAUGGCUUUUAAGGUGUUGAAAGGUCGCAGUAAUGUUGUUGGUUUGAGUUCGUUCAAAUUACCACCGAGCAGUGGAUAUUCAUCGCAUAUUGCAAGAGCAUCAGUUGGUUGCGAUCAACUGAACAGACACGAACUGUUCAGAUAUGAUCAGGUGUAUUUAUACGAAGAAUGUGACAUUGGCCAAUAUGCAAGUGUACCUUCAAAUAUUCUUCCAUUCGCGCUUUUCUUUGUUGAAUUUCCACCGAAUGUAACAGCAGCAUUCAAAUAUAUGCCAAUAACAGUAUGGAACGGCACGUUGAAGAUCGCUGAUAAAUGCUUUCAAAACGUUAUUUUGCAAUCGAUCGGUUCUGUUUUUAUCAAACCACCCUUUUUAGAACGUGUUUUCGAGAUAACAAAACUUGUGAACUGGAAGUCAUGUUUAGAAUAUCCACCGAUUACGGAUUUACUUUCACAUCAAGUUGUUGGCAAAUUGUGUAUUAAAAAAGAGGUUGAUUACAAUUAUUAUUUGUUUAAAAUGUCACUACCCUCCGUGAAACGAUUGGCCACUUAUUUCAUAUUAAGAUCACAACAGGAUGAUUCACAUUCAGAGUUGGGUGAUAUGCACGAGUGUAUGCGAGUUGGGAAUGUUGCCGCAAUAAGUGUUUUGUCGAAUGGCUCCACAAUGGUUCUGAUACCGAACAGUGAAUUCAGCUCUUUGCUGAGUUUGCACUGUAAGGAUGGACAAUUUUUUCAUUGUUUGCACUUCUCGAAGACGUGCUUCGACUCGUUAUUGUACGGUUCGUUCGAGGUGUUCAGUGCGGAGGAUUUAAACGAAUUCAACCGUCUGCCCAAUGUCACCGAACGAAUAAACGCUCAAAGUGAAGAUGUCAAGGAUGUAAUCGAACAACUCUGUGAUACGUCCAAUACCGACACAUCACCCGAUAUGGAUAUCGAAGAUGAAAGUGAUGAUGCUGACGGUAAUAAUGAUGCAGCGCAAGGUGCAGCACUAUCGACUGCAGCAUCUACAUCAAAGGAUGCUGCAAAUCGAGUUGUUGCACCAGCACUCGAUUAUACACCUGUAUCAACUGCCCCCAGCACCACCAUCAAUGCAGCCACAAAUAUUUAUACAGCCAAAGCGGUUACAUCGGCCAGAAAGUCACCGAUAAGCGACUAUUCAAAUUCACCCAACUCCCAAUCCAAGCAGCCUUCCACCAUACCGACAGCAUCAUCCUCAUCAAACACAUAUCAGGCACCACAAGUAUCGCUGCUUGCCAAAGUGCCUCCUUCUCAUUCAUCCGCAUCACCAUCAACUACCAACAAUACUUCAUUUCAACUGUCCAAUGAUGCUAUCAAAAAACUCAACGAAAUGAUCGCCAAUGUCUCAGAUACAACUACUAACUACGCUACUACUUCCACCAAUAAAUCGGCUCUACCGAACACCUCAACACAGGAUAGAGAUGAUCGUAAUAUACUGUUUGUAAAAGAUCGCCGUUAUCAUCCCUAUCAGGAUGCGUCAUUACUAACGCCACCCCGUCUACUACAUAAUGUUGCUUUACCUGCUACGUUCAAUAAUGCCGAUCGAUCAACACCCAGCCUCGAUAACAAUCCAUCAUCUAAUUACAUUCAAUAUCCAACGUAA
Messenger RNA from Anisakis simplex (herring worm), 3321 nucleotides. NCBI's taxonomy places the organism in Eukaryota, Metazoa, Nematoda, Chromadorea, Rhabditida, Anisakidae. The record is from the annotation of a GenBank genome assembly.